Molecule: messenger RNA, 3049 nt
Organism: Nelumbo nucifera (sacred lotus)
Lineage: Eukaryota; Viridiplantae; Streptophyta; Magnoliopsida; Proteales; Nelumbonaceae
Product: synaptotagmin-2-like
Molecular function (GO): lipid binding
Source: RefSeq, a predicted model, not a curated record
UUCGUGGAUGAUCAUGAGACCAUAGAAGACAGAUCCGUGGAACAUGGAAUGAUCAGACGGACGGCCGUAAUCGCCUUAUCUUUCUCUGAACAGGAAAACAUUAACACGGGGACGGGGCCCAUCUAAUUAAUGUAGGUAACGUUCUAGGAAGUUACGGUUUAUGGACAACCAAACGGUUAGAGCCUAGAGGCCAGUAGACAGUAGUAGUGGUAGAUCAUCAUCGUAAGUUGUAAGUUUUAACUAGACCUGUCUGAAUUAGACACCGACGUCUCCAUGAAGUGAAACUUCGCCGCUUCUCGUUCUUUGAUUGGGCUUCAUGUGAUGUGGUACUGACUAAUAAUUCUCCUUCUAGAUUUUUAAUGCUCGAACUAUUCCUUUACCGAGCAUAGACUUCUUGAAAAUUCGUCUAUGCUCUGUUUCUCGUCUCCUAAACUGACCUUGUUUUGCUUGAAAACUUACAACACAUUGUUGACGAGUUGUUGCUCAGGGUGUGAAUAGAGAAAGAGACUGGUUUCAACUUUCAAUGUGGGUUUAUUAAAAAAUGGCAAGAAACUGGAAGAGGGAUUUCUAUGUUACAGAGGUUGUGGAGUUCUUCAACCAUUUGAUGGGUGAAAGGCCUCUCUUUUCUUUUCUUCUUCUCUUGGUGCUACUUGCAUGGGCUGUUGAAAGAUGGGUCUUACCGUUCUCGAAUUGGGCCACUAUAGCUGUCACUAUCUGGGCAACGCUUCAGUAUGGGAGCUAUCAAAAGUGGCUUUUUGUAGAAGACCUGAACAAAAGAUGGAAGCAAACCAUAUUGAAAACAUUGCCCAUGACACCAUUAGAGCACUGUGAGUGGCUGAACAAGCUUUUGAUGGAAAUUUGGUCAAAUUUUAUUAACCCAAAACUUUCUAAAAUGUUCUCUUCUGUUGUUGAGAAGCAGUUAAAACACCGAAGACCAAGGCUUAUUGAAAAAAUUGAAUUGAAGGAGUUUUCAUUAGGUUUACUUCCACCCAGCUUUGGAUUGCAUGGGACUCAUUGGUCAACUUCAGGUGACGAGCUUCUCUUGAUGCCAGUGCUGGAUGGAAAAGCGGUUUUGUAUUCAUUUGAAUCAACUCCUGAGGUGAGAAUUGGUGUUGCCUUUGGAGGCAGUGGGAACCAAAGACUUUCAGGGACAGAACUUCCAGGUGUUUCAUCUUGGCUGGUUAAUCUUUUUACCAAAAUGUUAGUCAAGACAAUGGUUGAGCCUCGCCGAAGAUGUUAUUCUUUACCAUCAGUAGAUUUGUGGAAAAGGGCUGUUGGAGGUUUACUUUCAGUAACAAUUGUUUCAGUGAAUAAACUGGUGGGAAAUAACAUAAAAGCAAGCACUUCCAGAAGCAAACAGAACUCUAUGAGAAAUGGUAAUUUAGAAGAGAACCCUGAUAACAAGGUUCUGCAAACAUUUGUAGAGGUUGAACUUGAGCAAUUAAUCAGGAGAACAGAUAAGAGUCCAGGUUCAUGCCCUAGAUGGGAUGCAACAUUUAACAUGGUUUUACAUGAAGAUUCAGGAACUCUUAGGUUCCUUCUUUAUGAAUGUACCCCAAGGAGUUUGAAGUAUGAUUAUCUAAGCAGCUGCGAAAUUAAGAUGAAAUAUGUUGCUGAUGACUCAACGAUAUUCUGGGCAAUAGGAUCCGGAACCAGUGUAUUAGCUAGACAUGUUGAGAGCUGCGGGAAAGAAGUUGAAAUGGUCCUUCCAUUUGAGGGACCUAACAUAGGAGAGUUAACGGUGAAGCUAAUGUUGAAGGAAUGGCAGUUUUCUAAUGGUUCAAAUAUUUUGAACAACUCUCUCCAUGCUAGCUCUCGAGAAUCUUUAUGUGGCUCAUCAGGCAUUCAAUCAAGGACAGGAAGGAAGCUAAAUAUCAUUGUUGUAGAAGGAAAUAAUUUGAUUGGGAAAGAUAAGUCUGGAAAAUGUAGCCCUUAUGUAAAACUCCAAUAUGGGAAGGUCUUCCAUAGAACAAGGACAAUCCAUCAUCCCAUGAAUCCUAUCUGGAAUCAUAAGUUUGAAUUUGAUGAAAUAGGAAAUGGUGAAUAUCUCAAGAUAAAAUGCUAUUCUGAAGGCCCCUUUGGAUAUGACAACAUUGGAACUGCACGUGUAAAUUUAGAAGGACUAGUUGAAGGCUCUUUGAGGGAUGUAUGGAUCCCUCUUGAAAAAGCGAAAUCUGGAGAAUUGAGGCUACAAAUAGAAGCAGUGAGAAAUGAUGACUAUGACAGAUCAAGGAGUGUAAUGGCAGGGUUAGGAAAUGGUUGGAUUGAACUAGUUCUAAUUGAAGCAAGAGACCUCAUUGCUGCUGAUUUGAGGGGAACAAGUGAUCCAUAUGUGAAGAUACAAUAUGGAAGCUUGAAGAAAAGAACAAAGGUUAUUUAUAAAACACUGAGUCCUCAAUGGAAUCAGACCCUAAAGUUCCCCGACGAUGGUAGUCCCUUAGUUUUGCAUGUGAAAGAUCAUAAUACUGUCCUGCCAAGAUCAAGUAUAGGUGAUUGUGUUGUAGAAUAUCAAGGAUUGCCUCCAAACCAGAUGGCCGACAAGUGGAUACCUCUCCAGGGAGUAAAGAGGGGAGAGAUCCAUAUACAAAUAACAAGAAGGAUUCCAGAACUACAGAAAAAGUCCAGUUUGGAUUCCGAGAAUCCAAGCUUAAGUAGAGCAUAUCAAAUUUCUGCCCAGAUAAGGCAAACAAUGGCCAAGGUACAAGCCUUGCUUAAGGAGGGGGACCUUGAACGACUCUCACUGGCAUUGUGUGAGGUUGAAAACCUUGAAGACGUGAAGCAUGAGUACAUGUUACAGCUUGAGACAGAGAAGACUCUGUUGCUUAAUAAGAUAAAUGAGUUUGGUCGGGAAAUAUACAAAUGUUCACCUUCCCUAACUAGGAAAAUGUAUGGCAGCUGAGUGUUUUUGGCCGACAUAUAUACCUAAUGUUCAUUUAUAUUCUAUCUGUAUGCCACAAAUUUGUUAAAUUGCAGCCUUAAAUGAUGGUUCCUUGAUAUGUACAUUCUCAUUUGAGGUAUUAAUACAUUCAGUAAUACUUUCCUACAGUAA